AUGGAUACGUUAAGAAAAGCUGAAAGAUCGAGAGGUACGGUUAAGAGGGGCAUUUCUGUUUUGUUUGACAAAGCUAACGCUGAAAUCGAAAAAAUCAAAGAUACUGAAAAUGCGGGCUAUUCUAAAAUGUUAUUGUUUAAGAAUGCAUUAAGUGAAAAAUUUGAAAAAUUGAAGACUUUGGACGAAGCUGUCAUGAACUUUUUAUUAGACAAGGAAGAUUCAGAUUUAGAUGCUGAAGAACAACUAUCCACAGAAUUUAAAAUUAAAACAUUUGACGGCCAACCCUCAAAUUGGCAAACUUUUAUUGAUUCUUUUGAAUGCGCAAUUGACAAAGAUGAUUCUCUGUCACCCAUACAAAAAUUAACCUAUUUCAAAAAUUUGGUGGAAAAGGACGCCGCAUCGACACUAAAGGGUAUAAAGUUAACAAACAAUAAUUACGAAGUCGCGCUAAAUUUACUAAAAGAAAGAUACGGUAACAAACAACUACAAAUUUCUGCACAUAUGCAAAAGCUUAUUUCUUUGGAAGUAAUCAGCGACAUUAAUGAUGUUAAAAAAUUAAGAAUGGUUUAUAAUAAUGUUGAGAGCCAGGUGCGCAGUUUGGAAGCAUUAGGGAUAAAUUCGGACAUGUACGGACCUUUGCUCAUUCCAGUGUUAAUGGCAAAAACACCUACCGAACUUAAUUCAAUGGUCAGUCGAAAAUUUAAUCAAAAUGAAUCACGUGAGAAAACAAAUGUUGUGCCGAAUGUAGAAAAUAAUUCUGAAGGUUUUAGAGGUCGUACACCUGUUUCAAGUGCGGCACUAGUUACCAACUCUUCGUUUAAUCAACAUGGUAAAAACUUUGAUCUUAAAUGUGUAUUUUGUGCGAAGCGCCACCAGUCGUUUGAAUGUAGAAUAAUAACUGAUGUGGAACUAAGGCGUAAUAUAGUCAAGGAGAAAAGGUUGUGUUUCAUUUGCCUACGAUCUGAACACAUGGCAAAAAAUUGUAUGUCAAAAUUCAAAUGUUUUAACUGGCAAAGGCGACAUCACUUUUCUAUUUGUGCGCCAAAAAAGCAAUCUAAAGAUAAUAAAGAAAACGAUGAUAAGGAUAAUCUCGGAUCGACAUAA
Molecule: messenger RNA, 1104 nt
Organism: Hydractinia symbiolongicarpus
Lineage: Eukaryota; Metazoa; Cnidaria; Hydrozoa; Anthoathecata; Hydractiniidae
Exons: 3
Coding region: 1-1104 (367 amino acids)
Source: RefSeq, a predicted model, not a curated record